AUGGCUUUGGCCUCCAUCCAUACCUCAACAUUAUUUUCUUCUUUUCCUCUAAAAAGAUCAGUAAAUGCUUCCAUCCAUAUCCCAAAAACCAAUAAUUUCUCAGUUCCUAAAAUACCUACUAGAAACAAUAUUGAAGGAUUAACAAUUCCAUUACUACAUGGUCAAAAAAAUGUUACCAACAAUAGUAACACACAUGAUUCGUACUCUAGUUCUGAUAUCACCAUGCAACUCUAUGCUAUCUUAGAUUCUGUAUCCGAAAGAAUAGAAAUGCACAAUAACCUCAGCCAACAACGUCAGAAUUGGAACAACCUACUUCUAAACAACAUCAACAUGAUCACACUCACUGCUACAACGUUAACCGGUGUCGCCGCGGCAACUGGUGCUAUGGGAGCACAACUUCUGGCUCUUAAACUAUCAUCCACUCUUAUGUUUUCAGCAGCAACAGGUUUGCUUCUUAUCAUGAACAAGAUUCAGCCUUCGCAACUCGCUGAGGAACAACGAAACGCUACAAGAUUGUUUAAACAGCUUAGGGCUAAAAUCGAAAACGGAAUUUGGGUAGGAAAUCUAACGGAACAUGAUGUGAGGUGCUUGGUGGAGAAAGUUUUGGCUCUUGAUAAAGCUUAUCCUCUUCCUUUAUUAGGUGUUAUGCUUGAAAAGUUUCCGGCGAAAUAUGAACCUGCUGUUUGGUGGCCUGGAAAAAGAAAAGAAGGAAAUACAGCAGAAAGAAAGACGAAGAAGAGAAAUAGUAAUAAUAAUAAUAAUGGAUGGAGUGAGGAGCUUGAAAUGGAAUUGAAAGAAGUUAUUGAAGUUGUGAAGAGGAGAGACAUUGAAGAUUAUGAGAGACUUGGAAAUAUAAUGUUGAAGGUUAACAAGUGUUUAGCAAUAGCAGGUCCAUUACUCAGCGGAAUUGCAGCUAUAGGUUCUACAUUUGUAGGAAACAGUUACAUUGCGGCUAUAGUUGCUGUUAUGGCAGGUUCAUUAGGUGCUGUAGUGAAUGCUUUUGAACAUGGUGGACAAAUUGGUAUGGUGUUUGAAAUGUACAGAAACUGUGGUGGAUUCUUUAAGAUGUUGGAAGAAAGUGUCGAUGAGACGUUGGAAGAGAAAGAUUAUGAGAUGAGAGAAAAUGGAGAGUUAUUUGAAAUGAAAAUGGCUUUGAUGUUGGGAAGAAGUGUUUGUGAAAUGAGACAACUUGCUUUGAAAUCUGUUGCUUGUAGGAUGGAAGGAAUUGAGGUUGAUGAAUUUGCUAGCAAGUUGUUUUGA
Molecule: messenger RNA, 1260 nt
Organism: Vicia faba (fava bean)
Lineage: Eukaryota; Viridiplantae; Streptophyta; Magnoliopsida; Fabales; Fabaceae
Source: the annotation of a GenBank genome assembly